This is a messenger RNA of Chrysochloris asiatica (Cape golden mole), 1317 nucleotides long. RefSeq names its product glutaryl-CoA dehydrogenase (gene GCDH). The coding region runs from base 1 to 1317 and encodes 438 amino acids. Gene Ontology annotation, cellular component: mitochondrial inner membrane. NCBI's taxonomy places the organism in Eukaryota, Metazoa, Chordata, Mammalia, Afrosoricida, Chrysochloridae. The record is from RefSeq and is a predicted model, not a curated record. Gene Ontology annotation, molecular function: flavin adenine dinucleotide binding; fatty-acyl-CoA binding; glutaryl-CoA dehydrogenase activity. The transcript has 11 exons. Gene Ontology annotation, biological process: fatty-acyl-CoA biosynthetic process; fatty acid beta-oxidation using acyl-CoA dehydrogenase.
AUGGCCCUGAGAGGCGCCUCCGCGCUACUCCUGAACCGCGGUACCAGCUUCCGAGUCCUGCGCACGUGGAGCUCGGCUGCGGCGCAGACCGAGAAGGACCGGAAGACACAGAACCGAUCGGCCAAGUCCUCCCGGCCGGAGUUUGACUGGCGGGAUCCACUGGUUCUGGAGGAUCAACUGACAGCAGAUGAGAUCCUCAUCCGGGACACCUUCCGCACCUACUGCCAGGAGCGUCUCAUGCCCCGCAUCCUGCUGGCCAAUCGCAACGAAGUUUUUCAUCGGGAGAUCAUCUCGGAGAUGGGAGAACUGGGCGUUCUGGGCCCCACUAUCAAAGGGUAUGGCUGUGCGGGGACCUCUUCUGUCGCCUACGGGCUGCUGGCCCGAGAGCUGGAGCGGGUAGACAGCGGUUACAGGUCAGCGAUGAGUGUUCAGUCUUCACUGGUCAUGCACCCUAUCUACGCCUAUGGCAGUGAGGAGCAACGGUUGAAGUACUUGCCCCGGCUGGCCAAAGGGGAGCUCCUAGGCUGCUUUGGGCUUACAGAGCCCAACCAUGGGAGUGAUCCUGGCAGCAUGGAGACAAAAGCCCAUUACAGCCCGUCCAGCAAGAGCUACACUCUGAAUGGGACCAAGACCUGGAUCACUAACUCACCUGUGGCCGACCUCUUUGUGGUAUGGGCUCGGUGUGAAGAUAGCUGUAUUCGGGGCUUCCUGCUGGAGAGAGGGAUGCGGGGCCUCUCGGCUCCCAAGAUUGAGGGCAAGUUCUCUCUGCGGGCCUCAGCCACCGGCAUGAUCAUCAUGGAUGACGUGGAGGUGCCAGAGGAGAAUGUGCUGCCUAAUGCAUCCGGUUUGACGGGUCCUUUUGGCUGUCUAAACAAUGCCAGGUAUGGCAUCACAUGGGGCGUGCUUGGAGCUGCUGAGUUCUGUUUGCACACGGCCCGGCAGUACACCUUGGACAGGAUCCAGUUUGGUGUCCCAUUAGCCAGGAACCAGCUGAUCCAGAAAAAGCUGGCGGAUAUGCUUACCGAAAUCACGCUUGGUCUUCACACCUGCCUACAGCUCGGCCGCUUGAAGGAUCGAGACAAGGCCACCCCGGAAAUGGUCUCUCUGCUGAAGAGGAAUAACUGUGGGAAGGCCCUAGACAUUGCCCGCCAGGCCCGAGACAUGCUGGGGGGAAAUGGGAUUUCGGACGAGUACCACGUGAUCCGACACACCAUGAACCUGGAGGCGGUGAACACCUACGAAGGUACACAUGAUAUCCACGCGCUGAUCCUGGGAAGAGCAAUCACAGGAAUUCAGGCAUUCACAGCUGGCAAAUGA